Molecule: messenger RNA, 1393 nt
Organism: Melanotaenia boesemani (Boeseman's rainbowfish)
Lineage: Eukaryota; Metazoa; Chordata; Actinopteri; Atheriniformes; Melanotaeniidae
Product: succinate receptor 1-like
Exons: 3
Coding region: 197-1147 (316 amino acids)
Biological process (GO): G protein-coupled receptor signaling pathway
Cellular component (GO): plasma membrane
Molecular function (GO): G protein-coupled receptor activity
Source: RefSeq, a predicted model, not a curated record
AUCUAAAGUAAGCAGCAUAUCAAUUGCCAAGGGACACUUCACCACUUAAACUACAAACUUUCAGCAUUGCUUUCAGCAGAACUUAUUCUCGAUUAAGUUUGGAGAAAAGUCUUGUGAGACAAUUGAACAAAUAGUGGCUGCACCGACUCAUCAUUACACUCUAGUCCAGGCAACCAGAAACUCCAAGAAUCACACAAUGGUGUUCAACUGCACGGUGAUCAACAAAGGGCUGGAAAAAUACUAUCUGGCCCCCUGUUAUGGAAUUGAGUUCUGCAUUGGUUUUCCUGGCAACCUUUUGGUUGUACUAGGUUACAUUUUUUGUUUGAAGGAGUGGCAGAGCUGCAAUAUUUACCUUUUUAACUUGGCAGUCUCUGACCUUAUUUUCCUGUGCACACUGCCACGCCUUUCCUACCUCUAUGCAAAUGACCUCAAAGAAACUCUUCCCUAUGCUUGCAUUAUCAACCGCUAUGUUCUUCAUGUCAAUCUUUACUCUUCCAUCCUCUUUAUGGUGUGGCUGAGCAUGGACCGCUUCCUGCUCAUAAAACAUCCUUCAAGGAACCACUACCUGCUGAGGCCGAAAACAGCCCUGAUUGUGAUGGGGCUGAGCUGGCUUGUUGUCAAUGCAGAAGUUGCUCCAAUGAUAUCACUAAUGACCCAGGACUUACAGAAACGAAAUGGAAGCCACUGCAAGGAUUUUGCAAGCCUAAAAGGAGACGUGAAUCCAUUAGACUACAGCUUAGGGUUAACUGUGACUGGUUACAUUAUCCCUCUGCUUGGACUUUGCUUUUUUUCCUACCAAAUUGCACAUCUCCUCCAUGUGCAGGAAAGAGCUUUACAGGGCAGGACAUCAUAUAGACGACCUCUCAGGUUUGUUACAUUGGCUGCUGUCAUGUUUCUGGUUUUCUACACACCCUACCAUGUGCUGAGAAAUGUCAGAAUAGCAUCUCAGCAGCCCUGGGCAAACAUGCCGCAAAGUACAAAGAUGAACAUAAAAGCCUUUUACAUCUUAACUCGACCACUGGCCUUCCUGCACAGUGUCAUCAACCCCGUUUUCUACUUCCUCAUGGGUGACAAGUUCAGAGAGCUCCUAAUCUCUAAAUUCAGAAAGAUAGCAGGAAAAACAGAGACGAGAGGAAAACCAACCUGAAUACAGGACGUGUUUAACUUUUAAUUUUUUAAUGAUUAAAACUUUUUUUUUGUAAAUUACUUUAGGCACUGUAAGAUAUUUUUCUCUACAUAGCACCUAUAAAGCCUCAUUUAUUUAAAGCAUUUUGUUAUUAUCAAUGUUUUUGUUAGACUUAUUUGUACCUUAAAUGGAAGAAGUAAGUUUUAUUACUGAUGCUAAUAUUUUGGAAACACUUGUGCAUUCCAAAUCUGACUGUAUUAUUUUACA